UACCAUCAACCUAAAAACUUGGGAAAAAAUAUAGCACUUGUUUUAUACAUGAAACAAACAGGGACUGCAGGUUGUAUAUAUUAGUUCACAAAGUAAAGCAAAGUAUUCUUAUUAAAUGGAGAUGAAUUGAUGUUUCUGUCAAACCUUCAGCCUCAUAACUGUGCGCAUGCGUAGUGCGGUAUCGUGGCGCGCGUGCAUUUUCUCUCCGUUGCGCACUGAAGGCCGGAUGCUGGAAGCCACGCCCCUUAACCAUCACCGACGCUUUAGGGAGGCGCUGAGGCGAAAAGCGCUGUCAGUUUCCCACAGUCCGGGCAACAGGUACAACCUAUUUAAUUUUGAACUAAACACACUGAUUUAUUGUGAAGUGACAUCAAGUCAAAGUGCAACAGAAAAUAAUACAGCAGAUUGUAUUAAACAUGAAUCUGACGCCACCAGACCAAAGCAUUCAUAAGCCUAAUGAGGUCUGCGUGGAGGACAACAAAGCAGAUCUAAUGCUCCCGUGCUUUCGCCGAGACAUGUACGAGGAGCCUCUCUCCUCCUACCACAAUGCACCGCUCAUCUCUCAUCUCUUACGGAAAACCAUCCACAAUAAGCGUUCCGUUCUUAACAACAACCAACUCUACAUGCCAGCGACCUCCAUUGCUGGUUCCAGCAUGGUUGAAUCAAGACCUAGUCUGACCGAGUCUGCUCAGGAUGACUGGAGUAACCUGGCUUCCAAGGACGGCCAGCUGGAAUCAGCUUCUCCUGAAUGUCCACUGAGCGAGCAUGUCCAAGCCAAACGAGCCAGGGUGGAGAACAUCAUACGAGGCAUGGCGAGCUCACCGAGCGACAAGUCACACGCAGAACGAGAGAAUGCUGAGAGCGAAGUCAGCAGGUAUGGCAGAGAGGUUUAUAAAGAAAACAAACGCAAACAGAAGCUUCCUCAGCACCAGGAGCACAACCAUGCUGGAAUUUCAGCCUCAAACCAUGAUGCUAAUGAAAGCAGAGAGGAAGAGUGUCACAAGCUAAGAAAACAACUCCAGAGCAUGCAACGGCUCUUGCACCAACUCCAGGAGAAGUUCCUACAGAUGUAUGACCACAGUAACACAGAGAGUGAAGAGAAAGGGGAACAGAAAGACAGUCAUGGGCUUGACGUGAGUGUGAAUUCUGACAAAAGCAACACACUUGAAAACAAAGAUAGCUGGAAACUAGCGAGUGGUUGUUUGAGCUUGCAGAGGGAUCAAAAGAACCUCCAGGAAAUGCUCAAAUGUGAGCUUUCCAGGGCUAUAAGUGAAAGCGUCGAUCUGGUGUUUAGAAGACUUUCUGUGAUCCUCGAGAACCAAUCACCACAGCUACACCUGUGUCAGAGUCCAGAGCGCACAAAUAUGGAGAAACCAGAGCAGCAACUAUAUUCUAGAGAGACGUCUGACUUAGAGACUGCCACAAAACCAAUGCCUGCAGAGUGCUAUGAAAGCACACCGUCUCACAGUCCGGAGCAUCAGACGGAAGCUUUAUCUCUAGUGGUCCGAAAACCUCCAUUAAACCCUUUGGGUUCAGUAAGCCAUGCAGUAAAGAGGCCCUAUCCUCUGCACCAAUCUCCAUUCCAGUUCAGUCACAGCACUCCUCUGCAUGACAGCCAAAUCCUGGAGCACCUCCUCAAGUAUGGACCUCAUGCUAAUUUCAGUGGGAUCUCAUGCCUCCCUCCGUCUUUGGACAGAUCAUCCACAGAUUCUUCAGUGGCUCUUUCUUGGGAAAGCAUUGCUAUGAGGUCAAAGGUAAGCUCUGGUCAUCUCGGGCAGCACCAUCGUCCCGGGGCUCUCGCUCAAGUGGCAAUAGAAGGCCUUUGCCUCCCGCAUGUGAAGAUGGAGUGUGGAGAACUGCAGAGUAUGGCGGAAAGGAGCGGCUUCAUGCCACUCAGUAUCCAAGAGGGACUAACGCCUAACCAUUUGAAGAAAGCCAAGCUGAUGUUCUUCUACACACGGUACCCAAGUUCAAACAUCCUGAAGACCUUUUUCCCUGAUGUCAAGUUUAAUCGCUGCAUCACCUCCCAGCUAAUCAAGUGGUUCAGUAACUUCCGAGAGUUCUACUACAUUCAGAUGGAGAAGUUUGCUCGGCAGGCCAUCAUGGAUGGAGUGAGUGACGUGAAGGACAUCUCUGUUACCAGAGACUCCGAAGUCUUCCGUGCUCUUAACAUGCACUACAACAAAGCCAACGAUUUCCAGGUGCCUGAGCGCUUCUUGGAGGUGGCUGAAAUCACCCUGCAUGAAUUUUAUAGCGCCAUCUCUCUCAGCAAAGAUUCCGACCCGUCGUGGAAAAAAGCCAUUUACAAAAUCAUCUGUAAACUGGACAGUGAACUUCCUGAUCAGUUCAAGUCUCCUUCAUACUUGUAGAUACAUUUACAAAGCACAACUGCUUGGAAGCCUAAAAAAAAAAAAGAAAGAAAAGGUUUCAAACCAAGAAAACUUUAUCAUUUGAUCACUUGCACUUGUAGGACCGAGGUCUGAUAUCUGCCGUGAAUAUAAAUACUUUAGGAGAUUCAGUAGCCAUUUUGAAAUGUGUUCACUCUUGAUACAGGGAAUCAGAUGACAUCGAAGUUUCUUUUCAUUGGUGUGAAUUGUACUUUCAUUUUAAACUGCAAAAGGUGAGGAACUCUCGUCAAGAAAUGUCAAAAAAAACCUUGGAGAUAUCUGAUAGAAAAGAUAUAACUUGGAUCUCAAAAAAAACAAAAAUGUCUGUAACAAAUUAAAAAAUAUGUCUGAAGAGUUGCUACUUCCUGCCUGUAGUUGUGUAGUAUAUGGUAUAUUAUGA
Hemibagrus wyckioides is the source of this 2787-nucleotide messenger RNA. RefSeq names its product prospero homeobox 2 (gene prox2). Bases 417 to 2369 code for a protein of 650 amino acids. Gene Ontology annotation, molecular function: RNA polymerase II cis-regulatory region sequence-specific DNA binding; DNA-binding transcription factor activity, RNA polymerase II-specific. NCBI's taxonomy places the organism in Eukaryota, Metazoa, Chordata, Actinopteri, Siluriformes, Bagridae. Gene Ontology annotation, cellular component: nucleus. The transcript has 5 exons. Gene Ontology annotation, biological process: regulation of transcription by RNA polymerase II. The record is from RefSeq and is a predicted model, not a curated record.